AUGUCUAGCAGAAGGUCAAGACAACAAUCUUCUUCUUCAAGAAUUUCUGAUGACCAAAUCAUCGAACUUGUUUCUAAGUUGCGUCAACUUGUUCCUGAAAUUCGUCAUAGGCGUUCAGACAAGGUAUCAGCAUCUAAGGUCCUACAAGAGACUUGUAACUACAUAAGAAACUUACACAGAGAAGUUGAUGAUUUGAGUGAAAGAUUGUCUCAGUUAUUGCUUACAAUUGAUGCUGAUAGUCCAGAGGCUAAUAUUAUCAGAAGCUUAAUUAAUCAAUGA
Messenger RNA from Lathyrus sativus (Indian pea), 279 nucleotides. NCBI's taxonomy places the organism in Eukaryota, Viridiplantae, Streptophyta, Magnoliopsida, Fabales, Fabaceae. The record is from the annotation of a GenBank genome assembly.